GAUAACGUUGUGCAAUGAAAAAAAAAAAAAAAAAAAGGAAAAAACGUGUAACUUAAGAAGCAAUGAAACGCGGAACGCACGUACGAAAAAAAAAGAGGCAAGCCAAUGCAAAGAACUGCUUCGGUUAAGUUUUUUAAAGCAUAUCCUAUGCCAUGUGAUCCCUUUUCGUCUGUGCAUCCAAGGCAUGCGUAAAAUUUAAGCAAACGUGUGAGCGAAUGCUGAGGGGCACAAUUUGGCGCAAACGUGCGCGCGUAUGUUGGAGCAUCCCCUUUUGCAAGUUAAAUUGACAAGGUUUGUACCGUUGCGUGCUGACUUGCUCCAUUUGGGUGGUAUUUUUUUCCGUUGGCCAUUUUGCGUUGCCGGGUUGUUGGUUAGCCGCCGCUGCUGCCGCUUUGACGCCGUUGCCGUUUUGACGCUGUUGCCGCUUUGCCCUUGUCUGGGUCCACUGCGCGCGGACAGCCCCCGCGGGACUGCCAACUGCCAUCGCCCCACGCACAAAUGGAAGUAAAAUAACAAAACAUGAAUUACCCAGAGGACACUUCGCACAUGACCAAAUGGAUCUUCAAAAGCAAAAACGAGGUGGACGAAAUAUGCCUAAAAAAGUACAACGACUUUAAGGAGAAAUUUAAAGACCACAAUGUGAGCAUCCCAAAAUAUGCCGAAAUUGAAAAAACGAAGCUUUACUUUUGUUACCAACUGACGCACUUUUGUGAAAUCAAAAGACUGAAAUCGCAAAUAGUGGAAUGCGCAAUUGUGCUGUACAACAGAUUUUACUUAAAAGAAAUUAUAUUGGAGUAUGACCCACGUAUUUUAAUUUUCACGUGCAUAAUCUUAGCAAUAAAGUUGGAAGGAUAUGGACGCUUAUACAAAAUGAACGAUUUUUUUAACGACAUUGACAUUAAUUUGGACAAAGUACUUGAACAUGAAAAUGUCGUAUGCUCAUCUCUCGAUUUUGAAAUCAACUUUUUGUACACAAAAGAAUGUAUCUUUUACUUAAAAAGUAAAUUCCUAAAUUAUAUAAAUAAAUAUAUAAACAAAGAUAACGAAAUACAAAAUUCAUUUGAAAAUAUUUGCAAUCAAAUUUACGUCAACACAGUACAGGACUGCUUAAAAAUUAUCGAAAGUUUUACCAUUACAUUUACGUAUACACCUGCACAAAUAGCACUCUACUGCUUUGUAAAUAAUAUAAAAAUUAAUUUUAACAUAGUCAAUGCUGAUAAGUUUAUUCUCGAAUUUAUUACCAACAAUAAUCAAAUUCUUUUUCAGAAAUUGAAAAACAAAAUUGAUGAGCUCCAUGUAAGGUAUAAGGACCACCUCGAUUUGAGGAACACCUUUGACGAUGAAAACACAACUAGACAGAUCGGAGAAACGUUGGACAUGUGUAUUGAUAUUUACGAAAUUUUAAAAAAAAAAAAAAGCAGCAAAAAAUCGAAGAAGAAAAAGUUAAGCAGCGAGGAUUGUGAGCGGGGGGAGGCCGCCAAAAGGGUUGACAUGAAGUAGAUACGUCAAAGGGGGGAAAAAAGGCGAAAAAACGUACACAUAGCCAAGUGUUCAUCUGAUAAACACAUUUGGAGAGGAUCUUCCCCCCCCCGCGAAUAGUAAUUUUACAUUGUAACGCUGUACUUCGCCUGAUGAGCCUCCUUUUUGCGAGUAAUGGGAAAAUUCGUGCCGAUUCCAUGCCUGCGUUUCUGCUUAAUCACGGGGGGUAUACUGUUCCAUUUGUGCUGAAACGUGUGUGUCCAUAUGCAACAGCGCGGGAAGC
Molecule: messenger RNA, 1762 nt
Organism: Plasmodium vivax (malaria parasite P. vivax)
Lineage: Eukaryota; Apicomplexa; Aconoidasida; Haemosporida; Plasmodiidae
Product: cyclin homologue, putative
Exons: 1
Coding region: 520-1500 (326 amino acids)
Source: RefSeq, a predicted model, not a curated record